AUGGAUCAAGAUGAAGUCAUCAGAAAACAUUUCGAUCACGUAUUCGUUGACCGACAGCUUGAUCUUGAAGCACUCACUGGACUCAGAAAAUAUUUUGCUGUCAACACAGAAUCUGCAUCUCUCUUGGAAACCUUAAAAGAGGAGCACUUAACGCAAUUCAUUCGUGAUGUAUUCGAAGCAGUUAUGGAAGGAUUUGAUGAAGACGGUGGAAAGUUUAAAACGCUUGAUGAUGAACAGAAACGUUUUCGAAAGGUCGCUUUGCAGUGCCUUGUAAAUGCUGCGAAUCGCUCUGAAAGAUUACGUGAAAGUAUAGAAGAGGAUUCGAUACGAUAUUUUAGAGCGAUGCUUCGAUUGGAAUACUUUAAGAGAGAAGUUUUAGCAUGUUUGGUUGCAUUUGCCAAACCAUUACAUAAAAAAUCUGUACUGUGUUCCGAAUAUUCCGAUCUUUUGAAUGAUAUCGCUCAGUUAUGGAGUCAUCAAUCAACUACCGCAAAUGAGAGAAGUUGGAUAUCGGCUCUGAUCGCAAUAUAUUUAGAAGAAGAUUACGCAUUUUUAGCAGACUGUUUUGCCGAUAUGGAUGCAAAUGCGUUCAGUGAAUUAUUGGUUAUUGUUGAAACACUUGUCGAUCAUUCUGAAACCGGCCACACUGUUCCGUAUUGUUACUACGAAGUGAAGCAUAUGAACACGUUCCAGGUACAUUCCAAUAAUGUACGUUUUUGUAUGAAUCUUUUGGAACGAAUUCAGUACGAAAUCGGUGAAGUUGUGCUGUCGUCAACGGACGAUGUGAAAGAAAUUGUUGAUAGAAGUGAAAUGAAGUUGAAAUUUGACACGAUUGACGUGGUCAAUAGUUUAAUCUCAAUAAUUGCCUCAAUGGCACUUAGAAGACCGCAGUUCGAUGCGAUUCUUCAUAACGAUACAACAGCAACGUGCCUGGUGAUACGAUCUCUCGAAGCGGUUGUUGACUGCGAGAUCGUAAAAGAGAACGCUCUUCCACACAUUCCGAAGGCUCAUGAUCGCCCUGUACCACCGAAACAAACUCGAAGAGAAGCCAUCAAAUUACCAUUCGUCGAUAAUUUUUCCCGUUUAUUGAGAUGUGAUAACGUGAGUGCGCAACAAAUUGCUUCGUUGAAGAGCGCAUGUGUUCAAGCGAUAGGCAAUUUGUGCUGUGAGAGUGAAUUGAAUCAGAAUAUCGUUGGUGAACACGAUGGAGUGAUUCUAUUGUUGCACUGUGCGAGACGACUCGAUACCGAUUCUCCGUUCCUUAUGCAAUGGGCAAUUGCUGCAUUACGUUAUGUCUGUAUGGGUUGUCCACAGAAUCAACAACGACUAGCAUCUAUUGAACAGGUGACAUUAAAGGAUAGUUUUGAAAUUUUGAUCUAUGAUAAGUUCCCUUCGGCUGUCAUCGAUCGUGAUCGGCUGCUAGCACAGUUGGGUUUGCGUGCUGUAAUAGUACCUGACACAGGUAAAAUACGGCUGGAAAAGAUCGAAUAA
Molecule: messenger RNA, 1491 nt
Organism: Anisakis simplex (herring worm)
Lineage: Eukaryota; Metazoa; Nematoda; Chromadorea; Rhabditida; Anisakidae
Source: the annotation of a GenBank genome assembly